Molecule: messenger RNA, 2380 nt
Organism: Haliotis rubra (blacklip abalone)
Lineage: Eukaryota; Metazoa; Mollusca; Gastropoda; Lepetellida; Haliotidae
Product: HAUS augmin-like complex subunit 6
Exons: 17
Coding region: 193-2316 (707 amino acids)
Biological process (GO): spindle assembly
Cellular component (GO): HAUS complex; mitotic spindle microtubule
Molecular function (GO): microtubule binding
Source: RefSeq, a predicted model, not a curated record
GUUACCUUUGGCGGCUACUUCGAAGCAAAUGUCAAAUUUGUUGUUCAAACCAUCACUGUUAUGCGUUUCCGUUACUAUUUUGGUUGAUGGUUCAGAAAUAGUUUGUUUUACUCGACAGAUUUGUUGUUGAAGUGUUUGUUUAAUCAAUUUCGAUGUGAUCGUCGUUAUCGUUGCGCCAGACACACAACCGAGAUGGAGUUUGACACAUCAGUAUUGAUGCGUCAGGCUGCUCCGCCAUCAGUUGAUGCAAGUGGCCCACUGAGCAAGAGACAAAUUCUGUUUACAAACUGGCUCCUACUUGGACUUGAUGUUCCAACACAGCAGAGGACUUACAGCAUUCCUUUCAAUAAGGACAUGUUCAACUUACCGAACAAGGCUGGUGCGGAGGCUAUCUUACACUUCCUGUUUGACAAGCUCAACCCUGUCAUGUGCAAGGAGGAGUUCAGAGAUUGCUGGCGUGUCACUGACAAGAAAACAGAAGCGAUGUUCUACAGAGUGUGUAACAAGUGGCUAAAAAACAUUCAAAAGGAGGAGCCUGACUCGCAUCUGCCCCGCAUCAACGCGUCCCUGUUUAUGUCUCCUGGAGGGGAACGGUUCUAUCAGCUGCUCUUCAGCUUCACCAGCUAUGUCAUGCAGCAGGUCAUCAAGCGAGACUGUGAUGUGAAGCAGCGUGAUAAGCUGACCUGUCCGCAGCUGUCCUCACACAACAAGCAUCUGAGUGAUGUCAUGUACCGCAUGCUGCAGUGUGGGAUCGUGCAGCGCAGAGGGAAGUUCCUGGAGCAGGUGGACAGAACCAUCUCCGUCAGUGAGGAGUGGAGAGAAACAGCCAGUGAACUAGUGAGGGAGAAUCGCCGCCUGUCCAAAAGUAUCCGAGAACUAGAACAUCAGUUGCGGGAAGAGAUACAGAGGGCACAUGAGAAGGGGCUCGCUCGUGGCAGUCCGAUGCCAUCCAAGAGAAAGUCCUUCACCUCAGAACAUGAUCGUACUCCACAAAACAUAAGAAGAGCCCAGAGAGUUCAGAAAGCACGAGACAAGUGGAAAAAACUGGACGCGUUUUGUAACUUUGAGACUCGAGAACGGCACGUGAUUGAGUCAAUCCUGGACCGAACGGUGCAGAAGUAUCACAUUGAUGCUGCAGAUAUCAGCGUCAAGGUCCCAGAUCUUCUCUUGAGGGAGUGUGAAAACGAAAUCUUGAAGCGACAUGUUGACAAUACCUACCAGGGAGGACGUCUGAAUCUCCUCAGUCUCAUUCAGCUGUGGAACCUGUCCCUGCAUCUCUACAUAGAGAGAUUCCAUCAGGUGGGAGUGCCAAGUUUAGAGACAGAAUCCAGUCACCUAACGGCUGCAGUCCACACACAUCAGGCCCAAACUGCCAAUGCUAAUGCCUUCCAGAAAAUGUUAUCUGAUGAUUUUUUGCCGCUCCUGAAACAGUCAGUCUCCCGUCUUCGUGAGAAGCUUGAGGCAGACACCAGCUGCCUGACAGAUACACCACAGUCAGGACGCACCAAGCCGGUUGGCCUUGGUCUGUUUUCAUCAACACCUCCAUUAUCCUUCACCCCCAAGGAUGAGGACCCUGUCCCCCCACAGUCUGCUCUGCACAUCACCCCACAAAACGAAGCCGUGAUGACUCCAGAAGCUGCUGAUUCCAUUGCCAGCACUGUGAUAAAGUCAGCCCGCAAUGUGGCCAAGACACUUUUCCAGGGCAGCCCUGUCUAUGCUCCCAAGAUGGCGAUGCAGGGGAGACUACCCUUCUCUGACAGAAUUGACACAAGUAAAAUUCCACAGCCAAAGCAGAUUAAAAAGGACAGGCCAACAAGCAGUAGGACCCCAUCUAAAGCAAGGGAACACCUGUAUCAGCAGUCUGUGCAGACUCCAGAUACCAGCUUACGAGGCCCUCACAUGUCAAUCCUGACAGAUCCUGUGUCCGAUGUCAUGUCUUCCAGUGCUUCAACUCGCUCCAGCACUCUCACAGAAUCACAGAUGGGCCCUGGCACUCCACGGAAUAUUGCAGGGAUUAGAGAAUUGUGGAAUGGUGCAGUGGAGAGUAAUGACAACACACUCACAGACUCAAAAAUAUUUCCAGGAACCCCACAUAGUGUUACAGGAAUCAGAGAAUCAUGGAAUGGUGGGAUGGAGAGUAAUAACAACGCACUCAAAGAAUCAAAAAUAGGUCCUGGCACACCACGUAGCGUCAAUGGUGGUGAUGUGUUGAUCAAAACAACUCCCAACAAGGAACCUUUCCUCCCUGUGCAGCAGCAACGGGAACAAAUGUGGAUGAGUUUGUGGAUGAAAUUGUGUCUCACAUGCUCGACCUAGAGGACUUUGAGGACACUGAGAACCAGCCCCCUCUCAACUACGCCCAGAGGCUGCAGGACCAGAC